GCCGCACCCAAGCGUCGCAUUUCUUCUCUCCGUAGUGCGCUCCCCACCAGGCCUCUCCCAGUUGAAGCAAGCAAGCAGCGCCGGAUCGGACUCCCACCCCGUCCGCCUCGCUAGAUCGGCGAUCUAUCCGCAGGAGUCGGACGGGCGGCGAUGGCGUCGUCGCAGGCCAACCUCGACAAGAUGCAGCUCCGCCAGAGCUACCGCAACCUCUGGCACACCGAUCUCAUGAGCACCAUCCAGGCCGACUUCCCCUACUGCUGCCUCGCACUGUGGUGUGGACCAUGCGUCUCGUACAUGCUUCGCAAAAGGUCUCUCUAUAAUGACAUGUCAAGAUAUGUCUGUUGUGCUGGCUAUAUGCCAUGCAGCGGAAGGUGUGGUGAAAGCCGAUGCCCAGAGUUCUGUCUUGCAACUGAGGUGUUUCUUUGCUUUGGCAAUUCAGUUGCGUCAACCCGCUUCUUGCUGCAAGACGAAUUCAACAUACAGACAACUCAGUGCGAUAACUGCAUCAUUGGCUUCAUGUUCUGCCUUCAACAACUUGCUUGCAUAUUCUCUAUAGUUGCAGCCAUUGUUGGUAGUCAGGAACUUUCCGAGGCUUCCCAGAUCCUUUCCUGCUUGUCUAAUAUGGUCUACUGGACGGUUUGUGCCUGUAUGCAGACACAGCACAAAAUUGAAAUGGACAAGAGGGAUGGGAAGUUCGGCCCACAGCCUAUGGCAGUGCCUCCGGUGCAACAAAUGUCACGCAUCGAUCAACCUAUCCCGCCUCCUGCUGGAUAUGCACCACAACCAGCAUACGGGCAACCUUAUGGUGGCUAUCCACCACCUCCUGCUCAAGGUUAUCCUCCAGCUGGUUACCCCGCGGCAGGUUACCCCCAGGGUGGUGCAUAUCCUCCACCUGGUGCAUACCCUCCACCUGGUUCUUACCCCCCACAAGGUUCCUACGCCCCUCAGGGUUACUAUGGCAAGUGAAGAACACGCAACAAUUGGAGAUGUGCCUUCGAUAGGUAACCAAAAUAUUGUGAACAUGUAAACAGUAGGACUCUUGUAGUGUUAUAGUUGAUGUUGGGACACUGGCUGCUCUGUGGUAAACGGUGAACGAGAUUUGAAUUUCCUAGGAUGAAACCAUCAGUGGCUUGUGUUGAGUAUAUUCUUCAAAUAAGGAACGACUGUGAAUCGUGAGUCGGAAAGCUGUAUUUGAAUUUGACGAUACCGUUGUUCAUGGAGAUUGUUGGUUGUCUGUUUUUGACAAAUGAUUGACAACUGGAGCGUGUCCGAGUCAUGUAAAAACCUGAAUAUUGUGGUUCUGAAUUUACUUCACUUUAUAUUAGAAUCACAACUUUAUGACA
Molecule: messenger RNA, 1343 nt
Organism: Phragmites australis (common reed)
Lineage: Eukaryota; Viridiplantae; Streptophyta; Magnoliopsida; Poales; Poaceae
Exons: 8
Coding region: 151-966 (271 amino acids)
Source: RefSeq, a predicted model, not a curated record